AUGGGGCACUGGGCGCUGCUGCGCUGGGUUUCUGCUACGCUGUGGCUGGCGCUGGCCGCUCUGCCCGCAGCCCUGGCCGCCAACAGCAGUGGCCGAUGGUGGGGCAUCGUGAACGUAGCCUCCUCCACGAACCUGCUGACCGACUCCAAGAGUCUACAACUGGUGCUCGAGCCCAGUCUUCAGCUGCUGAGCCGCAAACAGAGGAGGCUGAUCCGCCAGAACCCGGGGAUCCUGCACAGCGUGAGCGGGGGGCUGCAGAGCGCUGUGCGAGAGUGCAAGUGGCAGUUCCGCAACCGCCGCUGGAACUGCCCCACAGCUACGGGGCCCCACCUCUUCGGCAAGAUCGUCAACCGAGGCUGUCGGGAAACGGCGUUUAUUUUCGCUAUCACCUCCGCCGGGGUUACCCAUUCGGUGGCGCGCUCCUGCUCAGAGGGCUCCAUCGAGUCUUGCACGUGCGACUAUCGGCGGCGCGGCCCUGGGGGCCCCGAUUGGCACUGGGGGGGCUGCAGCGACAACAUCGACUUCGGCCGCCUCUUCGGCAGGGAGUUUGUGGACUCCGGGGAGAAGGGGCGGGACCUGCGCUUCCUCAUGAACCUUCACAACAACGAGGCUGGCCGCACGACUGUGUUCUCUGAGAUGCGCCAGGAGUGCAAGUGCCACGGGAUGUCGGGCUCGUGCACGGUGCGCACGUGCUGGAUGCGGCUGCCCACGCUGCGCGCCGUGGGCGACGUGCUGCGCGACCGAUUCGAUGGCGCCUCGCGCGUCCUCUAUGGCAACCGCGGCAGCAACCGCGCCUCGAGGGCGGAACUGCUGCGCCUGGAGCCCGAGGACCCGGCGCACAAGCCGCCCUCCCCCCACGACCUCGUCUACUUCGAGAAAUCGCCCAAUUUCUGCACGUACAGCGGACGCCUGGGAACGGCGGGGCGGCCGGGGCGCGCCUGCAACAGCUCCUCGCCAGCGCUGGACGGCUGCGAGCUGCUCUGCUGUGGCCGGGGCCACCGUACGCGCACACAGCGCGUCACCGAGCGCUGCAACUGCACCUUCCACUGGUGCUGCCACGUCAGCUGCCGCAACUGCACGCACACGCGCGUACUGCACGAGUGUCUGUGAGGACGCUUCGCGGACUCGCCCCCAGGAAGCGUUCCCCUCUAGCCCACCCGGAUACGUGCCCACCCAGUCCCUCCAGCCACAACCCCCGCGAUUCAUACGUGCGCGAUCAUUUCUCCCACCUCCUCCUACCGGGGACUCCUGAAAACCACUUGCCUGGGCCGGCAUGAACCCUCUUGCCAUCCUGAUGGACCUGCCCCGGACCUACCUCCCUCCCUCUCCCGGGAGACCCCUUGUUGCACUGCCCCCUGCUUGGCCAGGAGGUGA
Messenger RNA from Lynx canadensis (Canada lynx), 1374 nucleotides. RefSeq names its product Wnt family member 1 (gene WNT1). Gene Ontology annotation, molecular function: cytokine activity; frizzled binding. Gene Ontology annotation, biological process: neuron differentiation; cell fate commitment; canonical Wnt signaling pathway. The record is from RefSeq and is a predicted model, not a curated record. Gene Ontology annotation, cellular component: extracellular region. NCBI's taxonomy places the organism in Eukaryota, Metazoa, Chordata, Mammalia, Carnivora, Felidae.